Messenger RNA from Alternaria incomplexa, 1281 nucleotides. RefSeq lists its product as uncharacterized. The coding region runs from base 1 to 1281 and encodes 426 amino acids. The transcript has a single exon. The record is from RefSeq and is a predicted model, not a curated record. Gene Ontology annotation, molecular function: transmembrane transporter activity. Gene Ontology annotation, biological process: transmembrane transport. Lineage: Eukaryota; Fungi; Ascomycota; Dothideomycetes; Pleosporales; Pleosporaceae.
AUGCAGACUCAGCAAGACCGAACCUCGCAGGAUCAUUCGCUCAACGAUGACGUGCUUGCCAGAGAUAAAGACGUGCUGAGCACAACAGAUAUCGAAAUCAAGGCAGCCAUUUCCGCGCCGGAAACAGCUAUUCCGUAUACGGUACUCACAAAAGCUGAGCGGCGCAUGAUCACAUGGUUGAUCGGGUGCAGCAUGUUCUUUUCUCCUUUUACAGCCAACAUAUAUUUCCCAUGCCUUGAGGAACUUCAACACGCUGUGGGCGUCAGUACCAGACUGAUCAAUCUUACCAUCACGACAUACCUCAUCAUUCAAGCAAUUGCGCCAGCCUUCUGUGGAGACUUGGCUGACCACCUCGGACGACGACCUGUGUACCUCAUCACUUUCGCUAUAUACGUCUGCGCCAAUCUUGGCCUCGCGCUUCACCAGAACUAUGCUACUCUCAUGGUCCUCCGUGGUCUCCAGAGCUUCGGCUGCUCCGCAACAAUAGCCAUCGGGUACGGAGUCAUUGCCGACGUGGCGACGCCAGCCACCCGAGGAAGCAUGUUAGGACCUGCCAUGGUCGCGACAAACCUCGGUCCAAGCAUCGGUCCUCUAGUUGGCGGUGUAAUGGCAUCAAGGACUGGCUAUCGAUGGGUGUUCUGGUUGUUAGUCAUUGUUGGAGCCACCUUUUUGGUGAUUCUAGGCAUUGUCUUCCCUGAGACUGGGCGCAACGUUGUGGGAAACGGCAGCAUUGCGGCACCCAAAUGGAACAGACCUUUUUUGCAGUCAAGCCGACAGCGACAGCUGGUAGCACCCGACGAACAACGAGAUUGGAAGAAGAGAAGUCUCAUACCCAACCCCUUCAAAGCUCUGCUGGUCUGUUUUCACCGAGACACCGCUGCGGUUCUUUCGAUCAGUGCUGUCUACUACGCCGCUUACUACUGCAUCCAAGCCUCUAUCCCGGCCAUCUUCACGGAGGUUCACGGUCUCGAUGAGCUUCAAGUCGGGCUAUGCUACUUUUCGAUCGGGACGGGGGUCAUCCUCGGCGGUUACGUCAACGGCAAGCUGAUGGACUACAACUACCGUCUGACGGCGAAAGCGAACAACAUUAUCGUUGACAAGGUCGUUGGCGACGAUCUAGCCAAAUUCCCUAUCGAGAAAGCGCGCUCGAGGUUAUGGUGGUUCCUAAUCCCUACAUCUACUGCAGUCAUUGCGGGGUAUGGAUGGGUUUUGCGCAAAGAAAUUGUAAGCCGUGUACACUGCCUACAUUUCCGAGAAACUGACGAGCUUACAGCAUAUUAG